This is a messenger RNA of Micropterus dolomieu (smallmouth bass), 2067 nucleotides long. Its product is annotated as platelet glycoprotein V. Bases 1 to 1917 code for a protein of 638 amino acids. Lineage: Eukaryota; Metazoa; Chordata; Actinopteri; Centrarchiformes; Centrarchidae. The record is from RefSeq and is a predicted model, not a curated record. Gene Ontology annotation, molecular function: protein binding. The transcript is spliced from 2 exons.
AUGUCCUGCCCAGGCAACUGCGUGUGUACUUCUAAGGGUGCUGUCAUGUGUGUCGGCCACACCAUCACAGAUAUACCAAAGCCACUGCCUGUUCAUACGUACCAGCUGCAGUUGAAUGAUACAAACAUGAACGUCAUAAACGAGCAGAGCUUGGCAAACUUGGACCUCCUGUUGCGUGUCAGCCUGACACACAGCCAUCUACACACCAUCCAUCCCAGGGCCUUCCACAUUGCUCCCCAGCUCAAGUCUGUAAAACUGUCAUCCAAUGAUCUCUCUACCCUUCCUGCUCGGGUUUUCAGUCCACUGACCACUCUGGAGGAGCUGCAUUUAAAUGGGAACCAGUUGGAGACCAUAGGUUUGGAUAUGUUUAAAGGGCUUGUCGAGUUGCUGAUUCUGGACCUGAGCUGGAACAAACUGAGUAGUCCUGCUUCAGAUGUUUUCAAUGGACUGACCAACCUCAACUUUCUGAACCUUGGCAGGAACUCCAUAAAGAAGCUUCCAUCUACCAUCUUUCGCUCUUUGACUAAACUUCGCCAACUCUUGAUGUAUAACAACGAGCUAGAGGUGCUAGAAGCUGGGAUUUUUGAUGGACUUGUAAACCUUGAGGAGCUAAAAAUACACCAUAACCAGAUUAAGAGCCUUCCACCUCAGGUGUUCUGGUCACUGAGGAACCUGAAGAUCCUCACCCUGUCCUCCAACCGACUUCAGGCUAUCCCAGAAAAGAGCUUCUACCACAUGCCCAAGCUGACCAAGCUUACUAUUUACAACAACCCGCUGUUAUCUCUACCGGACCAGCUAAUGGGUCAAAUGCCUGACAUGAGAGAAUUGUAUCUUUAUGGCACUAACCUCACCACUGUGCCUGGAAAUUUGUUCGCUAACAUGUCUGGACUCCUGAGUCUUAACUUCCAUUUAAAUGACAAGCUGAAUGAGUUGCCUUCAGACCUCUUCUGCUGCCUUCCCAACCUUGAGAAGCUCUCCUUGAAAUUCAAUGACCUCCGUUAUCUACACCCUCAGUUGUUCUCCAAACUAACCACACUGACCAUAUUGAUUCUUAAUAACAAUAAGCUUGAGAGCCUAGCAGAAAACAUCUUUCAGGGCCUUGGAGAGCUUUUCUCAAUUGAUUUGAAGAAUAACCACCUCAAGAAUCUCCCAGGAGAUAGUUUCUUGUCAAAUACACGUUUGAGGUCUCUUACUCUGAGUGGCAACCCCUGGGACUGUACUUGUAGUAUCACAGGUAUUGCAAAAUGGAUACGAUACAAUGAGCAUGUGGUUCUUGACAGAGAUGAUGCGCUAUGUCAUAGUCCAAAGUACCAACUGCUCCGUACCAUUGGCUCAUUGCGUGAAGAGGAGUUCAACUUUUGUGAUGCUACAACGGUCAACAGUUAUUUUCCUACACAGAGUGACUUGCAUGCGUCAGCGAAGCCAUUCCACACUAUUUCAACCAGCGGACAAACAUCGGUUGUAGCUUCAACAACCAUACCACCCACAGCAACAUCAACCACCACUCAAGGAGCUACCCAACAAGUCAUCAUCCUAACAACCACUCCAACUACAAAACCACCUGCCUUACACACCAAGAUCCUAUCAACAUCUCUCCAAACUCUCACCACCACCCCACCUGACGAAGAGUUCCUUCUCGCUACUGAGACUCCCUCAACAUUAUACAUGUCACCUCCAUUCUAUGACAAAUUGGUGAUUGAACAGGGGCCCGAGUUUGUUCACCACAACCUUCACAGGGGCUGGGUGUAUGUGUGGUUUCUGCCCUCGGACACGACCUUGGCUGGGCUCCUCAUGUUUAGCCACAUCCUCCUAGUGGCUGCAGGCUUGUUCCUUAUUGUUGCUGCCAUGUAUAGCAUGUAUCGCCUCAGCAAGACCAUGGAUGAGCUAAAGGCUGAGCAUGCGCAUAAUACAGGAUAACAAAACGUGUCAUCAGGCCUGGUGCACAAGAUGCCAAGUGGUGAAAGAUUCAAACUGCAUGAAGAGGCGACAUCACAGCUUAAAAACAUUGUUUACUCUGUAUCUUUUGAGUUAUCAGUCAAUUGAUUUCUGAAUAAAUUGUAUUAUGUG